Molecule: messenger RNA, 1632 nt
Organism: Zea mays
Lineage: Eukaryota; Viridiplantae; Streptophyta; Magnoliopsida; Poales; Poaceae
Product: chloroplast srp54 receptor 1
Biological process (GO): SRP-dependent cotranslational protein targeting to membrane
Cellular component (GO): membrane
Molecular function (GO): ATP hydrolysis activity; GTP binding; GTPase activity
Source: RefSeq, marked provisional
GCCCGGAAUGGCGGCACCCUCCCACGUCCUCCCGUUCCUGUCCCCCGCCGGCGGGUGUGCCGCCUCCUCCGCCCGCGCCCACUCUGGCUACCGCGCUGGUCUCCUGCGCUGCUCGGCCGCGGCCGGCCAGGCGGGCUUCUUCACUCGCCUCGGUCGCCUCAUAAAGGAGAAGGCCAAGAGCGACGUGGAGAAGCUCUUCUCCGGCUUCUCCAAGACCCGCGAGAACCUCUCUGUCGUCGACGAGCUCCUUACUUACUGGAACCUUGCCGACACCGACCGCGUCCUCGACGACCUCGAGGAGGCGCUGCUGGUCUCGGACUUCGGGCCCAAAAUCUCAUUCCGGAUCGUCGACACGCUCCGCGAGGAGAUCCGCGACGGCAAGCUCAAGUCUGGCGCCGAGAUAAAGGCCGCGCUGAAAAGGUGCAUCCUGGAACUGCUGACGAGCAAGGGCGGCAACUCGGAGCUCAAUCUCGGAUUCAGGAAGCCGGCUGUCAUCAUGAUCGUGGGAGUGAAUGGCGGGGGAAAGACGACCUCGCUAGGGAAGCUUGCUUACAGGUUUAAGAACGAAGGUGUCAAGGUAUUGAUGGCAGCAGGUGAUACCUUCAGAGCAGCAGCUCGUGACCAGCUAGAAGUUUGGGCUGAGAGAACUGGUUCAGAGAUUGUCAUUGACAAUGACAAGAAGGCACAGCCUCCAGCAGUUCUUUCGCAGGCAGUAAAGCGCGGGAAGCGUGAAGGGUUUGAUGUGGUUCUAUGUGAUACAUCAGGAAGACUUCAUACAAAUUAUGGUUUGAUGGAAGAGCUGGUUUCUUGCAAAAAAGUCCUAGCUAAAGCGCUUCCUGGUGCUCCAAAUGAGAUUUUACUGGUUCUCGAUGGAACGACUGGCUUGAACAUGUUACAGCAAGCAAGGGAGUUCAAUGAUGUUGUAGGAGUCACUGGAUUCAUCCUGACAAAGCUCGAUGGCACUGCGCGCGGUGGCUGUGUGGUUAGCGUUGUGGAUGAGCUUGGCAUCCCGGUGAAGUUCAUUGGGGUUGGUGAAGGGAUGGAAGACCUGCAACCUUUUGACGCCGAGGCAUUUGUUGAAGCCAUCUUCCCAUGAUUUUGGGUUUUGGAGAGAUAAUUCAUGCUUCUACUGUAAAGCUUUGGACUCUGCCGUUGCUUUGGCUCGUUGUGCGAGUUUUUUUCUUGUUGGGAACUACGAUAGUGGUAGGAAGCACAUGGCCCGUGUCAAGAUGAACUGGAACUGGAGUUGAGGCAAACAAAGUGGAGCGUCCAGCUUUGGAGCCCUAAGGGAUGGUUUGGUAAUCAGAGAAUUAGAUAGGGUCUAUAGCGGAGAAAUCUCCUUGUUGAGGACUAGUUUGGUGACUAGAGAAAUGCAGGGGAUGAGAAAUAGAGGGGAUUCUUCAUCUAUGGGUCCUCUACAUUUCCCUGGUCAAUAAAUUAGCCCUGAAUGGAUUCUUCUCCCAUGGAUCCCUUAAAAUUUCCUAUUCACCAAAUCAGUCUUAAACUGUUGAGUUGCACCAGGAGGAUUCAGAGAAAGAAUUGUAGAAUAUGCUCGAUCCUAUUUUUUAAAACUCCAGUUGUAACAAAAUUCUUGGAUUAACUGAAUCGAUCCAAAUCUGUUUCGUUUCUAAA